CGGAGAAAAUAUUUCCUUGGCUUGGCUCGCCACUAUGAUUCGCUCUCUGCAGCUUUAGGCAUUACGGACGAUUGGCCUGGCGCCCUUUCAUCGCUCAUCCCGGUGCCAAGGUGCCAAUUACGUUCUUUUGGUUGCCUGCCCAGAGGCUCGUAAAGAGCCAAGAGAGUGGCUGAGAGCGACUUGAGAGGUAGAGCGACCGAGGAUGGCAAAAGGCCGCCCCGGUAUAUGUACAUUAGCAUGCUCAGCUCAUCGGAUAUGGAGCCAUAUUUGCAGAGAGGAGGUGAGAGGCGUGCAUCAGCUCGCCAGCACUGAUGCCUCAGUACUCUAUGCUCACACGCCGACUUGUUCUAUUCGCCGCAGUUGUUAUCCCUUAAGUCUCCAUAUCUACCCCCGCUCUCUUUCUCUGGUCGUCUUCGAAUUUUGCCACUUCACCUCGAAAUCGAAGUCGAAAUGGAUCUUCAACCUUCUUGUGCGGUACCAUGUAUCUCCUCUGCCAUGUUGGCAGUGGGAUGCAAAGUCAAUGAUCAGUCUUGUGGUUGUACGCCCGCUCUACAACAAUCGAUCGGAAACCUCGCUGCUAGCUGUCUCAUAGCGAAUUGCCCUGUCACCGCACUGGUGGACAUUGACAAUGCUGGGAAAGCGGGAUGCGCUGCGUAUUCAUUAACUUACAUGUUCUCAAACACACAUACGACAAUGGCCAGCGCGACUAUAAGUUUAACCUCCUCGCUACCUUCGCCCACGGGUGCCAUAUCAUCUUCCAGCGGAACCGCCAUACCGAUUACAAGAUCGAGCAGCUCAAGUCCUAUCAAUUUUCCUGCUCCGACAUCGAGCGCCCAAGCCCCGUUACAAACAAACUCAAAAUUACCAACACCCACGAUCAUAGGAGUUGGCAUCGUUAGUUUCGUCCUUAUCUUUGUCAUUGCUUUUGUCAUGUUCUGCUGCCUGCAUCAUCGACGAGUAAACUUGAGGGCAUCACUUAGAAGAUCCGACUCCGAACUCUUCUCUCUGGUCCACACACCCGAGCUCGAGACCAGGUCUACCAAAUACGAGAUGCUCUCCCCAUCCUCUGAAAUAGCAUCGAGAAUCCAGGACCGGACUUCAAUCUACGAGCUCUCGUCGGAAGAGUCAUUGCUUCCGGCUCCAUUGGCGAGGGUUGCGAGGAAAAGUCAGGAUGAGAUGGAUGAGUUGUUCCGCCAUGAUGCGAUGGUGUUAGCGAAGGCGGAUGGGGUGAAAUCGGAGAGGAAAACGCCGCAGAUUAUGGUUCACCUUGCGGAUCAGCAGAGAGCGGCGGUUCGAAAACCGCGGAGAUUAAGGAAGAUGGAGAAAGUUACGAGUCUGAGGGAGUUGAAAUUGGGGAAGGAGACGUUGGACUGGGAUUGAGAAAAAUCGGAAACGAAUUGAACUGGAAAGGGGGAGCUGGGAAGAGAGAAGUGGAAGAAAUUCUAUUUUCAGUAUCGAGUAAGGGGAUGAAAGGGCCUCGGGAGCUACACGGUCGCGACGUUGGUUUUGAUGGGUGUGGUCCUCUGUGAGGAGGGGGAUAAGAGCACUCGCUGCACUCCAGACCCUCCACAGAAAGAUGUAUGGGACCUGGAAUGUUGGAUUUGGUUACAAACUUUUUGUAAAUAGAUGAUACCACGAGGAUGCAACCAGCUAGCCUCGAGCAGAAACGAAGUCAUGAAUAAAGAG
Messenger RNA from Hyaloscypha bicolor E, 1686 nucleotides. RefSeq lists its product as uncharacterized. The transcript has a single exon. Bases 451 to 1380 code for a protein of 309 amino acids. The record is from RefSeq and is a predicted model, not a curated record. NCBI's taxonomy places the organism in Eukaryota, Fungi, Ascomycota, Leotiomycetes, Helotiales, Hyaloscyphaceae.